Carassius auratus (goldfish) is the source of this 2282-nucleotide messenger RNA. Its product is annotated as atypical chemokine receptor 4-like. Bases 152 to 1309 code for a protein of 385 amino acids. Gene Ontology annotation, molecular function: C-C chemokine binding; scavenger receptor activity; C-C chemokine receptor activity. NCBI's taxonomy places the organism in Eukaryota, Metazoa, Chordata, Actinopteri, Cypriniformes, Cyprinidae. The transcript has 2 exons. Gene Ontology annotation, biological process: positive regulation of cytosolic calcium ion concentration; immune response; G protein-coupled receptor signaling pathway. Gene Ontology annotation, cellular component: external side of plasma membrane; membrane. The record is from RefSeq and is a predicted model, not a curated record.
CUCUUAGUCUCUUCCUCUGACGCAUACAGAAACACACGCCCAUGGCCGUCCUCUUUCCCCAGCUGCAAUUAUCAACAGAGCGUUUUACUUCCCUAGGUUGAAGGCAGCUCUUUCCAGGACAUAUUGCGACUAAGACGCUACAGAGAUCAUAAUGAGUGUUCCUUUGGGUUACGAGCAUGACUAUCAUUAUUAUGAACAUGAUAAUAGUUCCAACCACAGUGACUACGACUACAAUGAUUUUGCAGACUUCCACACAGUCUGCGACAAACAAGAGGUCAGGUCCUUCGCUGGGGUUUUUUUGCCAGUCAUAUACACCCUAGCAUUGAUCCUGGGCAUGGCCGGAAACUCACUGGUCGUCUUAGUUUACCUUUCCCACAAACGCUUAAGAACGCUGACGGACGUCUUCAUCCUCAACCUGGCAUUUGCAGACCUCCUCCUGCUCUUCACACUGCCCUUCUGGGCUGCAGAUGCAGUGAAUGGCUGGGAGAUCGGCACAGCGGCCUGUAAGAUCACUUCAGCUCUCUACACCACUAACUUCAGCUGUAGCAUGCUGCUGAUGGCCUGCAUUAGCAUAGACCGCUAUCGUGCACUAGCCAGAGGCUCGGCCAUCGCCAAUGCCCCAGCCAGGAACAAUGCCCGCAGGCAGAGGAUAAUCAUGUGCCUCCUGGUUUGGGGACUUGCCAUUAUCCUCGGAUUGCCAGAUAUGGUGUUCUACAUGGUGAAGACGCAGCACUCAAGUGGGCGUAAUGCCUGCCGGGCAGUUUACCCACACAGCAUGGCGCGGGAAGCUAAGGCAACUCUGGAAAUUCUGGAAGUGUCUCUGAGCUUUCUUCUGCCUUUCCUGGUGAUGAUGUUCUGCUAUUGCAGGGUUGGAAUUGUGUUGAGUCAAGCAGCAACAGCGGGUGUACGUGGUGGUAGAAGAUGGCGGGCAUUUCGAGUGUUAAUAGCAGUAGUAGGUGUGUUUUUGUUGACCCAGCUCCCCUACAAUGUAGUAAAAUUAGUCAGAGCCCUGGAUGUAAUUUACAUUUUAGUGACGGAGUGUGAAAUGAGCAAAAGCCUGGACCGUGCAAACCAAAUCACUGAAAGUCUGGCCCUCACACACUGCUGCCUGAAUCCUGUGCUCUACGUCUUUAUUGGCUCGUCCUUCAAACUGCACAUUUUGAAGCUCGCCAAGCACUGCGGGCAGACAGGAAGAGGGUACCGCCAUGGCAAUGAACAGCCCACCGUUGAGAUCUCCCUUAAGUCAGGCACACAAACACAAACGGACUCUUCGUCGGACAAUGAAGACACUAGUACAUUCACCAUAUGACACAGCAAUAUCUUCAGCAAUGAGUACUGCCAACUAUAUUACAGGACAUUAUUAUUUUAAUUGAAAGUUAAAGCGUUUAAGUAACUUUGACAAUAAUGUACAGUUAUCAUCUAUAAAGUUCAUUAAGUCUGAAAUAUAUAUAUUUUUUUAUGUGGUUGUGUGUAUACAGUUGAACACAGCUUUUCAAAGAGUAAUUUGAUUAGAUUUUUUGUUAACACACAUGAACACAGGCACUCAUUAGAAUGUUUCAUUUUUUGUUCAGUGUCUGCACUAUUUCCACUCAUUUAAACUAGAGUAUAUUUUAACUUGUCUCAACAAUGCUCAACAAUAUGGGCAUCUAUUAUAAUUGUCACUGCCAUAUCCACUAUGUAAAACAACAGGCCAAGUUUGUGUUGCCAACUGUGGGGAAAAAAAUAAGGUGCAUGUGUGAGCAAAGCAUCCAGAGUAUGUGUGGUUAGAAAAAUCUGGCUGCUCUCAUACAGUAUGCAUGUACUAUGGUGCUGAUGCAAUUUACACCAUAUUAAACAGUGUACUCUAGCAAACACAUAAAAAUCUAAGUAUACUUUGGCCUUAGGAUUAAUGCAUUAACCCGAAACAUUCCACUAAGACAUCUUUGAUGAGAUCUUUUUAAAUGUUAAAAGAACAAAGUAUGCUGUUUAUCAGAAGACUUGCAUGGAAUCUGAGCCCGCAGAAUUCCAUAGAAAACUUCACAGGCGGGUGUGUUUGUUUAUUAAGUGUUUUGGAUGCUGAGGCUUUCUUCUAACAAACAAUAGUGUUAUUACUCAGUUUUGAGAAUAAUAUGUGGGCAUAUCUAUCAGUUAUCUUACUGACCAUAUACUGAAAGUGUAACUGAAACUCGGGGAUCUUGUGUAGAAAAGAUACCCUGCAUACCAGACGUUGCAUAUUUGUAUAUUAUAUAUCGCCAAUGUAAAUAUAUUUUAGAUUAAAGUAUACUUUAUGGACUUGUAUUGGA